AUGUCUAUUGUUGCAAAUCCGGUGCUAAUAUUCCUUUCUUUGAUAGAGGAGGAAAGAAUUGAGAGGGAGGCGUUGGUGGAGAGGAUGAUGAGGGGGAUGAGAGGAAGAAGUGAUGUCGUUUUGGGAGUUGGCGGUGGAGCCAUGCAUCAGAGUCUGGUCUCACGGCCAAAACCCCUAACCCCAGAGCAGCAAUCUGCUCGAAGACUCCACCUUGCGCUUCGUCGUCGAGCAGCAGAUGCCCGCCGCAAAGAAGCACGUCGCGCUGCGCGAAGAAAAGAGUGCGCCGGUCUCAUCAAGAAAGUGCGCAAUCUGCGGAUCGCAGAGCACGCCGCUUCUGGUGGCAAUAUCGACGAUGAGGAAGAAGAUGAAGAAGAAGAAGAAGAAGAUGGGAUCUUCGAGUCUCUUUUUGCGGGUGGUGAUUGGGGAGAUGACGAUGAGGAGAAAUAUGGAGGUGGUAGUGGGGGUAGAGGUGGCGGACUUGGUGGAAUGUUUGGUGCCCAGGCCAUGAUGGUUUAGAUAAUUAACUUUUGGGUAGGGAUAGAAUGUAGAGAUCAAAAAGAAUCAUUU
Molecule: messenger RNA, 567 nt
Organism: Botrytis byssoidea
Lineage: Eukaryota; Fungi; Ascomycota; Leotiomycetes; Helotiales; Sclerotiniaceae
Exons: 2
Coding region: 1-516 (171 amino acids)
Source: RefSeq, a predicted model, not a curated record